UUAGAUCAUGAUUGAAACGCCAUUAUAUUUUCUAGUUCAACCAAACGUAUACACAGCAACCCAAACUUCAAGUUCACUAGAAUCGGUGCACCCGACAAAGCAACAAGUAUGUAAGCAGAAACGCAGGCAGGCAAGUAAAAAAAAGAAAAGAAAAUCCGAGGAUAUUAAAAGCAUUAAGGGGGGAAUGGAGUUACUUAAAUAA
Molecule: messenger RNA, 202 nt
Organism: Laccaria bicolor S238N-H82
Lineage: Eukaryota; Fungi; Basidiomycota; Agaricomycetes; Agaricales; Hydnangiaceae
Exons: 1
Coding region: 8-202 (64 amino acids)
Source: RefSeq, a predicted model, not a curated record